AUGAUCCACCACGUCCUCGCUGCUCCCGCUCGAGCAGCGGAUCGUCCCAUCUCGCCCGUCACAGGCGAAGCCAUGGCGACUGCCAUUUUCAAGAACCAGCAGCGAUACGUCCUAGGGUGUAUCUUUGCGCCCUUGAUCGUUGAUAUCCUCCUGCUCGGAGUCCUCUUGACCCAGGUGUACACCUACUUCACAUGUCAGAAGGACGACCGGUGGAUGACCAAGGCCGUCGUGCUCACCGUCUUAUUCAUCAAUCUCUGCUUCUCGGCGUACCUCACCUACUUCAUCCAGUGGCUCUUUGUCGAGAACUUCGGUCUUUGGGCGCCCUUCUUCAAUACCAAGCGCCUGGCGUGGGGUCCGUUCAUCGACGCUCUUAACUCGUUCGUCGUCCAGACCUUCAUGUCAUAUCGCGCCUACCGGCUUCUCAAUCGCCUGAUCUGGAUCCCCGUCGCUGUCACGGCACUUUGCUUGAUCAGUGUCGGAGCGACGCUCAGUGUGCUUAUCAUCUUCUUCAAUCUCAACUCUCUCAUCGAUGCCUACCGCGUCAAGAUCCCGGAGCUCCUCUGGCUGACCUCCAUCGUCUGUGCCGACCUGAUCAUCACUAUAUCGAUCAUUUACGGCUUGAUCAAGUCCAAGACCGGAUGGGCCCAUACCCACAAGAUUCUCAGCAAGCUCGUCAGAAUGACUAUCGAGGGUCAGGUCCCGCCCCUUCUCAUCGCCCUGCUGUUCAUGGUCGAGUUCAUCCACACCCCCAACAACUUCCUCGCUGCCUGCCUUCAGAACUGUCAAUGCAAAUUGUACGCAAACCCAGGCGGGGCGGAAGUUUUCGUGCCACGCAAUCAAACCAAACCAGAUCAGCUGCAAGUCAAGGUUGAGACCGGGACGACGCUGAACGGCCCUUACAGCAACUAUGCAGGCAACCGGAAGGCCGCAGACUCGUUCUCCAUCACCGACCACUCCGGAGUCGCGUACAGCUCGCAGGCGCAACUUACCGCCUAA
This is a messenger RNA of Dioszegia hungarica, 996 nucleotides long. RefSeq lists its product as uncharacterized. The coding region runs from base 1 to 996 and encodes 331 amino acids. The transcript is spliced from 12 exons. The record is from RefSeq and is a predicted model, not a curated record. NCBI's taxonomy places the organism in Eukaryota, Fungi, Basidiomycota, Tremellomycetes, Tremellales, Bulleribasidiaceae.